Messenger RNA from Bradysia coprophila, 2161 nucleotides. It is a transcript of the gene CycE, whose product is annotated as cyclin E. The record is from RefSeq and is a predicted model, not a curated record. NCBI's taxonomy places the organism in Eukaryota, Metazoa, Arthropoda, Insecta, Diptera, Sciaridae.
AAAAUGUCAAAAAAAGAAAAAACCUACUCAGUAGAGCCGGGUGUUGCUCUGUGAAUUUUGUAAAGUGUUUCCAAUUUAUUACAUUACAAGCUUAGUGACCAGUAAUAAUUGCAUUAAUUGGCUCAACUAACAGAAGUAAAAUAAAUCCAAUCAAAUUAAGGACAGCCGAUUCGAUUCGAAUCAAAGACUUCCACAGUGUUUUAUAAUCCACACCAUUUAAGUCAAGUUUUUUUUUUUAAUCCAAGCUGGUCUGCAAUAAGCAAGAGUUUGGGUUGCUUCCACUGAAACUACAGAAUGGACAUCCUCAGCAAUGGCCGAAAUAAAUCACAGUUCGCCAGCAACAAAAGGAAACGCAAGUCCACAUCAACAGAAAGCUCCGAUCUCAGUAAACCGUCAAAAAGAGCUUACAUCGAGGACUACAGUUCCGAUUCCAUUUCGUCUGCAGAUCAUUAUUCAUCAUCACCAAUAGCUACGCCACCAUCCAUCAGUAAUAUAUUAAGUCCGGACACAACAUCGAAAGACGAUCCUGACAUUACAUCACGUGUGAAUAAUCCUCCGUACGAGACCAAUGUGUCAUGUUUUGUUACGCCCCUGUCCGAUUUGCGUUUGUGUCCGUUGCCGGCGUUAGCUUGGGGGGAAUCGAAAGAUAUUUGGAAGUUAAUGUGCAGGAAGGACGAAAUGGCAUCGCUGGAAAGAAAUCCUGAUAUGCUGGCCUAUCAUCCGGGAUUACAAUCUCGCAUGAGAGCUAUAUUAUUAGACUGGUUAAUCGAAGUUUGUGAUGUGUACAAAUUGCACCGUGAAACUUACUAUUUGGCUGUUGACUAUUUGGAUCGAUUUCUGUCAGCCAAAAAUGAGAGUUCAAAAACUCCGAAAACGCGCUUGCAACUAAUCGGCAUCACAUGCCUAUUUGUUGCGGCUAAAGUAGAGGAAAUAUAUCCGCCAAAAAUUGGCGAAUUCGCUUAUGUUACGGAUGGUGCUUGCGAAGAGGAAGACAUCAUCUAUCAAGAACAGAUACUUUUAAGUACAUUGGGAUGGAAAACCAGUGCGGUUACUAUAAUCGGCUGGUUAAGCGUUUACAUGCAGUUGUAUGUUAGCAAUCGGACACCGAAAACUUUAAAUAAAAAUUCUAAACAAAAUGAAAAUGUCAAAGAUGAUGAAGCGUUUCUGUAUCCGCAAUUUUCUGGAUUCGAAUUUGUACGAGCCACACAGUUGUUAGAUCUGUGUACAUUAGAUGUUGAAAUGGCCAGCUUUUCGUAUUCAAUACUUGCAGCAUCAGCGAUUGCGCAUACUCUGAAUAAAUCUAUUGCACUGAAGGUGUCCGGUUUCGAGUGGAAUAUUAUUGAGCCAUGCUUUCGAUGGAUGCAGCCAUUUUAUGAUGUGAUUAGCGAAUCAUCGGAAAUACUGUUGUUGGAAAAGAACGAACAAGUAAAUUCUACGUCAGAUUCUCAUAAUAUAUGUCCAAACAUGACCACAGACGAUUCGCACAUAAUUCAAACACACAACACAUCAUUAGACAUGCUGGAUAAGGUCAUAGAAUUUAAGCAAAAGUAUGAAUUGACGUACGAAAAAACCGUUAGACAAGAGGCAUCACCCGCGCAAUUACCCGUUCUUACAUGUCCGGAAGGUUUGCUGACACCGCCGGCAACAAUUCGAAAGUCCAGUGAGAACACCGAACCCAGCACCACACAACCGAAAAUACUGUAUCAGUAACUUAUUUAUUUAAACAAACAAAAAACCAAUAGAAAGAAAGGAGAUGUGUACGGAAGCGCUUGAUGGAAGUAUACGGUGUGUGUGAAGUUAGGACUGUAAGAAGGAAAAAUUGAAAUUUUCCCUUUUUUCCCUUUCAUCGUGAAGUGAGUCUAGCUAAAAUUACAAUUAAAAAACAAAAGAAUCAACUUAAACAAUCAACUACUGCAAUUCUUGAUGGAAAUUGAAUUCAUUUCCUUUUUACUUUUUAUUCUUGUAAACGGAAAAUUGUAAACACUUUUUGGAAGAAUGACAUUUCAUUCAAGUAAUGUACCUUAAAACCAAUAGAAUAAAUUAAUUUUUUUAGGAUCUUAUAUAUCUUUGGAGAAGUGAGGAUUAUCCAUCACUUCGGUGUGCACUUUUUUUUAAAGAAAAAUAUUUUGGAAAAAUAAAAGACAAAAACGUUUUUAAUCUC